Molecule: messenger RNA, 5834 nt
Organism: Dryobates pubescens (Downy woodpecker)
Lineage: Eukaryota; Metazoa; Chordata; Aves; Piciformes; Picidae
Gene: EXPH5
Product: exophilin 5
Exons: 4
Coding region: 10-5643 (1877 amino acids)
Biological process (GO): positive regulation of exocytosis; multivesicular body sorting pathway; positive regulation of protein secretion
Cellular component (GO): endosome
Source: RefSeq, a predicted model, not a curated record
GAAUUAAAAAUGUCAUCCCGCACAAAUCCUCAAGCACAAAAGAGCACUUCAACUUCCUUUCUGGGGUUCAGAUCACCUUUUGCUUGGCUUUUCUCCUUUAGAAAAUCAAGGAAAAACCAGACUGAGAAGCAACCACGAUAUGACAUCCCUGCUAGCCCAUCUUCGAAAGCGGAAGAAAUGGCCACGACUGAAGUGUGUAAUUCCCCAAUGUCAGCUGAAACAAGUGGUCAUUCUUUUGAUGCAAACCAAAAUGAAAUGAUGGAGAAAAGUAUGCAGGAAUGGAGCGAACAGCUAGAGAAGGAGUUUUUCAGUGUUCUAAACGAUCUGGAUGACCAGCUGGCCCAGGAACAAGCCCAAGACCCACUGGACAGGACAGUUUCUACUAACAGUGCAUCCCAUGGCCAAUACAUUAGUGCAUUCCCUACUUCCAAAAGGCAGACUGCUGGUAGGGUGCAACAGAGAAAUGACUGGAGCGACAAGCCUAACACAUUUUUCACAGAAGGACUGAGAACAAUAAGAGCCAAAGAUGAACACAAGAUUUUUGUCAGACCCAGGAGAUUACGCAGUGCCUAUAUCAACUGGCACCAGACAGCCUUCCCAGAAGACUGCAGAUAUAGUGAUUCAGUCAAUGGGAAUCCUUAUCUGCCGAGCCGCAGGCUGUCCUCUGUUUCUUUCGGGCGGUCUUCAGAAGGUAGCUUAUAUCCUCCUUCUGUAACACAGAAUAGUGGAUUUAGGCACAGGACUUGUAUGAACAGAAAUACAACAGGCAGAAGUUACUCUGUGUCUUCCCUUCGGAGACGUCCAUCAUCAGGAUCUUCUGAGCAGCUGUCAGCAUCUCGUUUGCAUCAUCCAUUGGCAAGGGAGAGCAACAAUGGUUUCGUACCAAGGUUUGGUCGACAGAACCCAAAGAGAAUUCCUCUGUCUUCUAUUGUAUGGAACAACACACCAGACUCUCCUGGGCAAACAUCAGCUCAAGAAAAAAUGUUUAGGACUCAAUCGCUGAUGGAGUUUCCUGAUGCUGACCAUGGUAGAUAUCCUGGCUCUUUGCAAGAAACCAAGAAAUACUCAUGUUAUCACUCAAAGCACCACUACAGAAGAUCUAUUUCAAGCAGCAGUUGCUUUAGUAGAGUUAGUUGCCCUGACAGAGCUACUUCUCCACUGCCCUUUGAUAAUUGGGAAAAUUACCCUUUAUACAAGUCAGACAAUAAUCUCUCUAGAUCCUACUAUAGAGAUACUUCCUCUCAUGGCAAGUUGUAUGUGAACCCAAAAAAAUCUUCUUACGGAAGAAAAGACAGCUAUCCUUCUUGGACUGAUAUUCCACAGUACUACAAUGAUGAAGCAUUUAUUUCCCCUGAUGACAGCUUUGAAGUGUUUAUGGCUAAUUUAAAUGACCAACAGUGGGCACACACAAAGAGUGCAAAGUUUGGCUCACAGUGCCUGCAGAACGAUUUUAAUGCGAAUUCUCCAGAAAAUACAAAUAUUAGAAGGAUGACAAGGAGUGCAGAUAGACCAUUUUCAGAAUUCACUGAAUGCUGUCAGCCUUGGCAGAGCUAUAACUCUUCAGUUUCUUCAUCUGGUAUCAGAAGUGAUGAGUCAGUCUUUCCUAGUCUGAAGGACCAAAUGAAACCUAUAGGACUAAACAGGAAUUCAGUCAUUGUUACCCAGAGAGAUACUUCGGCAGACUUUACACAACUGGAAACUGUUGAUGGUAUGGAACUGCUGGAUGAAGGAAUGUUGUUACAGCCAGCUUCUCAACAAGCAGAUACAAACUACAACACUGGUAGUUUUCCCUCUAACAGCCCUGCUUCUGCCACGUUGCAAAGAGAUGUAUGUGUCUUUAACACAAUGAGGUCAAAGAGACAAACCCAAGUCACUAACAGAGGAGACACUGCAAAAAUGUAUACUCCAAAUGGUGAUAGAAGGAAUGUACAAAUGAAGGAAAACAAUUUCCCACCUCACAGUGUGUUCAGUCAGCCUCCCUGUAUAUUGCCAGCUGAUGAGAGCAGGAAAGAACCUUUUCUUCCAAGUCAGAAAGGAUGGGAACAUAAUCUGUGUUAUGCAGCAAAACCAGACAGAAUCAAACAGGAUAAUCGGAGUGCAGAAGCCAUUAACCAAGCUAUUCCAAAGAGAAAAUCCUCACUGCUCAAUGUUGCUUCUGCUGCAUCCACUGGAAAACUGGCAAGCUGUCAAGGCAUGUUGUCCUGUGCUCCUGAAUGCUCAUUGAGCUCCUCACAUAGCUCUCCACAAGCACUUUCUCAUAAAGACAACUGUAAAUGUUUAGGAACACUAACUAGCUCUUCAGUAAAUUACACAGUCGCUGAACCUCCAGCAGAAGAUGGGAAAACAGCUCAAGCGAGCAGAAUAGGUGUUAACAGAGAGAUUUCACAGAAAGCACUGCAAAAUACAGGCACUUCAGUUAGUAAAGACUGUGAUGGACAAUUCACUACUAGUUCUCAAAAUGGAAAUAUUUACACGCAUAGCUUUGAUGGAGACCCCAAGACGUCUGAACAUAGUUUGAGUUAUUUUUGCCUUGAAAAAGAAAGCGGAAAACUAAGGAGUAAUUCACCUUGCAUUGAAAGGUUUCACAAGCAAGACGGCUCACUGAGACAUAUGAGUAGCUGCAGCAUUACUGGCUCCCCCAGCCAAAACAGCCUCAAAUCUCCUGACUCACUCGUUGUUUACUACACUUUGCCUAGAAAAUCCGCUAGCAUUUCUGGUAGUAUUGUGUCAGAUACGCCCAUCUCUUUACCUAGAGAAAUGAGAGCAACACAUCAUUGUUUAAGAUCUGAAACGCCACAUAGAGCUGAUGCCUUUUGUUCUCAUCAAAGAGAUGUGUCUUAUUUAGACUCAGAACGUUCCUUUUUAACAGCAACAUCAUUAAAUGCUGCUGCAAGUAACAAAGGAAAAGAUCACCCCAGUCCUUUUAACAAAAGACCUAAUGAUUCACUAAGUAGUAGUACAUCAGUUGAACUGGCAGAUAGAUGCAAACAUCUGAGCAGGAGAGAAUCCUCUGUGUUUCCAGACUGUGAGGAGAGGGGAAAUGUUUUGCAGAAAUACAAAACCACAAGCACAUUCACAGUUUGUGUUGAUGAAGAUCAUGUCAAGUAUCAUGAGCUGGUUUCCAUUUAUUACACGUUACCACGGAGACAUUCGAGAACAUUUUGUAACCUCUUUAGAGAUAAUCCAGAGGAUACAGAUUUACCUGGUCCCAGAGAAAAUGCUGAGUCCCCAAGAAUACAACACAAGAAAAACCAAGGUCAUGUGAGUUUAGGAAAUAUUUUUUUCCCCAGUACUUUGGAAAAAGAGUUGCCUUCAUAUUCUUCUGACCAAGUAUCUUCAGCUCUGGUCACACCUCACAACUCAGGAACUGCUGUUGAUAGUAACAAGGAGAAUUCCCACUUACCUCCUAGCUCUGAGAAGAUAGGUACUUUAAAGUCAGUGAGUAUGGUACAUCAUAGGAAAGGUAGUUCAGCAGAUUUUUCAUUAGCAGAAAAUGGGCUUUCUGAUACAGUGACAAAAGAAAUUCCUUUUGGUGGUCCACAAUCCACUACAGUAGUGGCUAAGUCAGGUAAGGCCAUUUCUGAUGCUUCAAGCCAAAAUGCAGAAAUGUGUCUAAAAGAAAAGAAGGAAAUCUUACCAACAGCCCCACCACUAAUGCCCACUUUACCAAGCCCUCCCAAGCCAGGCAGAUGUUUAGAGAAUCCUUUAUAUUCACCAAAUAAAAAUAUUAUAUGGAAGGGAAACUCUGAAAACUGGUGUCAGCCUCCUAAAGUGAGCACCAAUAAAAAUCAGAACAGUUUACUCCUCCACCCAGGGGAAAAGAGUUCCCUUGGAAGGAAUGGGAACACGGAGCACACUGACGCGCCACUUCCUCCUGUGGGAGACACGUGCAGGGAUAGUACUGCAGUCAAACAGGAGGUAAAUUUGCUACACCAAACCACCCCUCUGUAUAAUAAUAAAUGUAGCAGACUGCCAUUAAGGGGUGACAGUUCAAGAAAAAAUGCAAUCUAUUUAAACUGCUGUAGCAAAAUGCUUUCAGAGCCUCAGAACAAAGCAUCUGAGGUAAUCACGGCUUCCUGUGCCGAUCCAUUGCUUCAGCUAGGCAGAGUGGUUAGCACAGAUACAGAAGGAUUAAAGAAUUCAAAAACAACAAGAGAGCAAAACUUGCAGAGUACUCAGAUGGGUGAAGAUUAUAGUGGUCUGCAGGAAUCAGAGAGGCACGCUGAAGGCAACUUGAACAUGAACUGUAAAGAUAAAAUCCUCAGGAUUACAACAGAUCAGAGAGUAACACAGAGCACAGGAGAUGAGAAUAAGUUUAUCUCAGACUGCACAAGAGACAAAGUCAAAGAUCUAGAAAAAAGGAAGAACAGACCUUCAAUUAAAAAUAAACUGGCAGCUGUUUACAAAACUAGUCGCAAAUACUCAAGUAAAAACUUGCCCCCCAAACCACACAUAAGUAACAUUUUUUCACAGAAUGAUGGAAGUGCCACUUCAGAGGUCGACAUGUCCCUUGACUCAUUGAUUUCAACAGAUGCCCAUCAGCCAUCCCUGCAGCUGGACAAUGAAAAUCAGAACCACAGUCUGGACCCUGAUAAGGAUAUGCCAAGACCAAGAACAGCUGAGAAUAAGAAGACUGAAAAUCAGAACGAUCCUUCUUUGCUUGUUAAUAACACCAACUGGAGGUCUCUUACAAGCUCGCACGCUCAGAAGGAAGCCAUAGGUCCCAACAAACCUACAGCAAAAGUGGAAAAUAGGCCAAGUCUUACAACCCUAUUUUCAGAUAAAGUAGUAAAAACAAGAAAUAAGAAUUCUGAAACACUUGAUCUCAGGUCAGAAAGCAAAAGCCAGCCCAUCUUUGCCAGUGCUACUACAUCAGAGCCACUGGAUGAUGAGAAGAGAAGAGCUAGCAGUCGUGCAUGCAGUCCUCCCUUGCCACUCUUAAGAGACAAAAACUCAAACGUGUAUGUAAACAACUGCUUGCAGGCAGGAGUGUGUCCAGAGCAAAACUUGACUUCCCAGACAAUGUUUGAUCAGUGUCAAAAUACCUCUCAAUCUACUAGCUUAAAAAAUGCCAACCUGCAAAGCUGUCAGCUGCGCAGGAGUCAUGCCAAAAGUCAGCGUGAGCGUCACCUUUCCGAGGGCGUGUGUCCUCGAGAUUCCACUGAGACUUUUGCCUCAGGAAGCAAUAUUCUAUCCAAAGAUGGUACACAUGGGAAGAGAUACAAAUCUUACUCAGAGCUGUUGUCUUGUGAUGAAAAUGAAAACUGGGCAUCAGAUGAUGAAAAAUGUUACAGCAGUAGAAAUUUGCUGUAUCCUUCUGUUGAAUUCGGUAUCUUUGGCAAAGAGCAACAGUUAGCUUUCCUGGAAAAUAUCAAGAGGUCACUCACAGAAGGGCGAUUAUGGAGACCUUGUCUUCUUAAUAACCCGGGUGCUCUCACAGAUGGAAAGCCCCCACCUAUAAACAGGGCUGAGCUUUUGAGCUCAAGUUCCACUGGGAGCAAAAUGUCAUCAACUGCUUCGUCCCCCCAAGAGCUGACUGCUACCUAUCAGGAAUACCCAGCGGCUUAUUCAGACUCAGACAGUGAUACCACCACUGAUGAUGAGUACUACCUGGAUGAGAUAGAUAAAGAAUCGGAGCUAUGAAGAGCACAUGGUACUAAGAGAGCACGGUAGCUCAGUUCUUUCUGGGCAGCCAAAACCAUGAAAGAUACUUGGAGCCAGUUCUUGUGCUGCUAUAAAUGGGUGUAACUUCCUUCAUUUUAAAGAAGUUAGUUAUGUGAGCUAAGCAUUUGACUUUUGUCAAGUAUGUAGCUUCACCACUGUUGCUUCUCCCA